CGACCCGUCCGCUGCACCCACAAUUCCCCGCGCCGGGACAAGAUGGAAGAAAGCAGCGGCCGCCGGAGAACAAUGUUUUGGCAAUAAAACCCCGAAGCGGCGACCACGGAGACGACGCGGCCACGUUUGAACCCUACUGCGGUCAUGUGUAGGAAAUUCUCCUCCUGCAUUCCUCUUUAGACACAUUGCCCUCCUUCUCCCCUGCACAAAGCAAAAGCACGAUCAUGAGUAUUAUCCAAGACAAAUUAGCCAAUGAGUUUUUGCGGAACGGUGGCAUGGACCCAAAUUUUUCACCAGGUAUGCUUAUGUUCAGCCACCUGCCACCUGUCACCAGCUUUACACGGCUGGCUUCCCAGUCCGUCAUGGGCGAGCUUUCCCAGGAGAUGAUCAUGAAAAAAGAACGGGACUCGCCGCCGGAACACCAGGGCGCCAAUGCUGUUAACACCGGGGGCUUCCUCCACAGCAUGGGCAUAAAGCAGGAGCGGCUAAAUGAGCUGGAUUACCGCAUGCCCCUCUAUGGCGGGGGUGGAGGAGUGGGGAUGAACUGUGUUGGAGGAGGCGCGGGGAAGAGUAGCAACGACAUGCAGGACAUGUCUUUCGGCAACCACCACCAAAAUCACCAGAACAUGAUCCUGCAUGACCUCAAUCUCAGCAACGUCCGUAGCCUGGCUGAACCGAUUCCUGGAAGACCGGGUAAAGAGCCAAAAGAGUCCUCAGGUAGAAGAGGGCGGAGGAACAAUGGGGACGGGCAAGGAGGCAAAGCCCGAAGGAAACGUAACGAUGCUUCGAAGGCCAUGAUGUUGGAUCCAGAUGGAGCCUGCCUGUCCCCCAACUCAAAACCACAUAUCUGCGAGCACUGUAAUGCUGCCUUCCGCAGCUCCUACCACUUGCGCAGACAUGUGCUCAUACAUACAGGUGAGAGGCCUUUCCGGUGCAGCCAGUGUAACAUGAGCUUCAUUCAGAAGUACCUCCUCCAGCGGCAUGAGAAGAUCCACAGUGGAGAGAAGCCUUUCAGCUGUGACCAGUGUAACAUGCGCUUUAUCCAGAAGUACCAUAUGGAGCGGCACAAAAGGACGCACAGUGGCGAGAAGCCAUAUCGCUGCGAAACCUGCCAACAAUUUUUCUCUAGAACAGAUCGGUUACUGAAGCACAAACGAACUUGUGGAGAAGCCAUAAAGAAGGGCCUGGACCCAAGCAUGCUGGAGCUCAGCGAAGCGGAGCUAGGCCACGGCAGCUAUUCACUCACUCAGGGAAACUCUACCACCUCCGGACGCAAGAGGGCAAAGUCCAAAAAUGGAGAGGGCGGUGAGCGCAAGAGGAAGAAGAAUGCUUCAGCGGCAGCAGCCUCAUCCUCGGGGGGGAUGGCCCGAGACAUGGGCCUUCAGGACUUCGGCAUGGAGCACCCCUCAGGUUCUGGCCCCGCCAUGCAGGGCCGCACUCCCAAACUGGUCUUUAAAAAAGCUGGCCGCAAAGGCCUUGACAAGGGCCUCCUCUCUCUAGAUGACAGUACUGAUGGACAAAAACUGUUGGGCCAGAAACAUGACUCCAUGGAUCAUUUGGAGGAUUCUGGCCUUGACAAUAUGGGUCUACUGCAGGGAAACAAGCAGGGGCCCACCACCAGCAACAACUACGAUGAUGCAAUGCAGUUUGUGAAAAAGCGACGCUACCUCCAUGCAGUUAACAUUGACUAUGGAGCCAGCUCUCUUCACAUGGUAAACCAAGGCAAUAGUGUAGUCCAGGGUUCCCUGGGGCAUGAGCCCACGCUGGCCAUGCUGGACUCGUCGCCUUUGGACCUCAAGCACGAUAAGUCGGGCAUUCCAGAUGAGGUACUACAAAGCCUGCUAGACCAUUAUAGCCAUAAGCCAGAGGAGGGACACCACCAUGACGUGACUUUCGACUUGUCAGACCAUCCACACCAUGUUGACCUCCAACCAGCAGCCCCUGUUACCCCCGAGCUGGACGAUGACUCGCCUAAUGGGGGUGAUAAAACGGCAGUGAUGAGCGAGUACUCGAAAUUUCUCCUGCAAGCCCUGGAGCGCACCAGUCAUAGUGGGCCCUUCCCCAGUCUUGGCCCAACAGGGCCUUUCCCUCUCCUGUCCAGCAGCUCCAGUCCCACAGGGCCCUUGUUCUCUGACAAACACGUCUACUCCACAUCCCCACUGGAUUGUGUCUACCCGCCUUCUGUCUCUUCCCCAGUCCCCGUCAUUGCCCCGUCAUCCGUCUCUUCCUCGUCCUCCUCCAAGUCCCACUAUGGCAUGCUCGUCAGCUCGCCCUCCCAGGCAGGUUACCACCUCGGUUUGGAACCUACCAGCCACCAGCAGCUGACCCCAUCUCAGGAGCUGACCGAGCAGUUGGAGAAGCAGCACUCUCCCGGCAACUUCAACCUACCUCCCCAGGACCUGACUGCCACAGACGGUUCCAAGGGGCAGCAAUCCAAGGCUGGAGGAAACGUUGCACCAACCAACGGCUCCAGCUACCCAGACCUGUCCUCUCUGAACCCCCCUAAAGAAUCCAUGUACCAGAUUGAGAACUUUGCCCAGGCCUUUGGUUCCCAGUUCAAGUCAGGGCGGCGGACCCCUCUGGGCUAUGGCAGUGAUCCUGGGGCAGAAGUCGAUCAUCAAAUACGGACUCCAGUGUCAGAAUUCUCAGGGUAUACCAGUUUGUUAGCUGACGUCAGUGAGCCAGUGAGUACAGGAUCAAAAACCCAGACAAGCCAAAGUUUCAGAUAAGGGUCAAACAAGGUGAAUCCAGUUGGGGGCCGUUCUGUUACUGUCCAUACGGCCCCUAUACCCUUCCUAAUUUUGUUCUUGUAGCAAAGUUUUGUUUUUUAAACACUGCCAUUAAAUGUUAAUACAAAAUGACCAGGGAGGGUCUUCCAUGGCCUCAAAUGCAAUUUUUUUAAAAUAUGCUCAUUUUUAUUAUGUAUUUAGUCGCUUAAUUUCUGAGUAGUGUUUUUUGACAUGAACGUACCGUAGAUUUAAAUGUAAUUUAAAACAUUUAGAGGGUAGCUAUGACAUUGCUUGAUUUGUUAUUUUUCUUUCUUCUUCUUUCCUGAACCCUUGUGUUUUACCAAUCAUCAAACCAUUCAUUGUAAAGUAAUAAUGAAUAAUGUUGAUACGUUCAAUAAUAAUAAUUGUGGCAGGGAAAGGCCCAGAACUCAAAUGGCAAAAAAGUAUAUAUUGUCUGUUACAAGAAACCUUUUAACUCAGGAAAAUAGGCAAAAUUGUGUAAUAAGACUUUGUAUUAUGAGAUGCAAUUAGCACAGUUUUUACAGGUGUACUUUGAGACUACAAAGCUUUGAUUUUGUUUUCGCGUUUUUUAUUUUUUUAAACUCAUCAGAACAACAAAUUACAAGACCCGAUCAUGUUUGGUUUCUACUGCGCGCAGCUUUGUGGAGAUUAUGGUACUGUUGUGUCAAUGUGAAGACAUCCGAGGUAAUACAAAUUGAUGUUGAUGCACACAACCGACCGUGGUUUCCUUGGCACGCGCCGUCGUCAGGUGACGAAGUCUGUCUGACCAUGCACUCCUCUAGUCGUGCCCACCAGCGACCACUAGAAAAGACAGCAGACACACAAAAACAAAAAAACACUCAUCGCCGUCAGGGCUGCCUCAGAAUGCAAUGAACGCCGAUCAGUGAUCUUUUAUCAUGCUGUUGCUGAAGUGACUUUUUUAUUUUUUAUUUGUCUUAAAAAAAAAUAAGAGUCACCAUUUUUCUGCUCCACUCCUUGCUGUUCCUUUUUUUUUUGUCAAUGAAAUCAAACAAGCACUUUUAAAAACAAACAAAUCAUCAUCGGAAACAACAACAACCCAUUCAAUUGGCAUAUGUGAUACGCGACUGUUAUGCUAAUGAUUUAAUAUUAUUUUAAGAGGAGAAAACUGUGAAU
Molecule: messenger RNA, 3884 nt
Organism: Platichthys flesus (European flounder)
Lineage: Eukaryota; Metazoa; Chordata; Actinopteri; Pleuronectiformes; Pleuronectidae
Gene: znf281b
Product: zinc finger protein 281b
Exons: 7
Coding region: 225-2729 (834 amino acids)
Biological process (GO): regulation of transcription by RNA polymerase II
Molecular function (GO): DNA-binding transcription factor activity, RNA polymerase II-specific; RNA polymerase II cis-regulatory region sequence-specific DNA binding
Source: RefSeq, a predicted model, not a curated record